UGCUUGGCACGAUACUCCCAAACGGCGGAGAGCCAAAAACGAUUUGAAAAUCUGAAAAGUAGAAAUGGAAAAUUGAUGAAGUCAGUAGAAGAGCACCAAACUCACUGAAAGAUCAAUGGUUGGGGAGGUGACGAAGACGUCUCCUGGUGUGACCAAAAGGAUAGUAUGAACUGUGUCCGUAACUAAAGAAGAGUCGCGUUGCGCUGAAGUAGUCGCCCUAAUGCUGUUCUCGAGCUAUAGGACAGUGGCUUACAUGACUGGCGGUGCCGAUAGCAGUGUUUCCAGUUGUGACAGCAGUAGUGUCUUGCCCGUUAGCAGUGAUGUAUCAAAUAGCACCGGCAGUGUUGGAUAUACUGGCGUGGAUAAUAAAGAUUGGCUGAUAAAGCUCGGUCGUAGCGGUUGGCUCCUUCAUGGAGGUUGUGGUUACAACCAAGCGGACAAGAUAUCUUCGGGCUUCGACUUCGGCUGUCAACUCGGAUGCCUUACUCCAUAUUUCGGUAGGGAUUUAGUUCUCCAUGUGAAAUGUGGACUUUGA
Molecule: messenger RNA, 535 nt
Organism: Hermetia illucens (black soldier fly)
Lineage: Eukaryota; Metazoa; Arthropoda; Insecta; Diptera; Stratiomyidae
Exons: 3
Coding region: 221-535 (104 amino acids)
Source: RefSeq, a predicted model, not a curated record